GUCGGCGUGUCUUGUAUUGGCGAUCCUUUUGCGUUUUAAUAUAAAAGAAUUUAUAAUUAUAUUUUUUAUUCGUCCUUAAAAGCUUUGGAAAAUUCCGCUCGAAACCGAGAAAAAAGAGGGGGAAGCUUCAUUCCAGGGCUUUUUUGUUUGGAGAGAGUUUGCUUGCCCGGAGGGCUCCUGCCUUUACAAGUACCAACUAGAUUAUCAGCCUGAACCCCCGUGGGAACCAAAUUGAAACUUUUCCCAGUUAGCUGAUUUUUUCAAGAAUUUCUGAUUGAUACCCAUUUUGAAGACAUUGAUAUUUUGAAACAAUCUUUACAACGAAAUAUGAAAGACAUCGGAUCAUCUGCUUCAUCCUCAUCAUCACCAAUGAUCAACGAAACAAUGUACGCUAACUUUGACAAUGAUUUAUCUGAAGUUGUUUGUGACAAAAUUAAAAUCACCGAAACUGAAGACAACUUUGAUGCAUUUUAUGUUGCUGAUAUGGGAGAUAUUGUGCGUAAGCACAAGAUUUGGAAAGCUUUGCUCCCCAGAGUUCAGCCUUUUUAUGCUGUGAAAUGUAAUGACAAUGCUGAAGUCUUGAAAGUUUUGGCAAAGUUGGGAACUGGAUUUGAUUGUGCUAGCAAGGGAGAGAUUCAAAAAGUGUUGGAUUUAGGUGUGUCUUCGGAUCGCAUUAUUUAUGCCAAUCCUUGCAAGCAGUCAUCUCACAUCAAAUAUGCAGCUCGUCACCAUGUGGAAUUCAUGACUUUUGAUAAUGAAACUGAACUUCUUAAAGUCAAGGAAUAUCAUCCUAACGCUAAAUUGGUAGUGCGCAUUCUACCACCAGCAAGUGACAAAUGCCAAUGUGAAUUAGGAAUGAAGUUUGGAUGCCAUCUAAAGCAUGUGGCCAAAUUACUGCAGUUGGCCAAAAAGUUGGAGCUGGAUGUCAUCGGAGUCAGUUUUCACGUUGGCAGUGGCUGCUAUGAUUCAAACGCUUAUUUGUCAGCUGUCAAAUCUGCUCAUGAAGUGUUCAGUGUAGCUCACAGUGAAGGGUUCCAGUUUAAUCUGUUAGACAUUGGAGGGGGAUUUCCAGGACAGCCGAAUGCCAAACUAAGUUUCAAUGAGAUUGUUGAUGUUUUAAAGCCAGCGCUGGAUGCAUUGUUUCCCGAGGAGUCAGGGGUGCAGAUCAUUGCAGAGCCAGGUCGUUUCUUCGUCGCUUCAGCAUUCACUUUGGCAGUAAGUGUUAUCUCCAGCAGGCAGGUUCCAAGUGAAAUUCAAGGUGGCGAACCCUCGUACAUGCACUAUGUCAAUGAUGGUGUUUAUGGAUCUUUCAAUUGCAUCUUAUUUGAUCAUGCUGAAGUCGAAGCAUUACUUCCAGAGUUAAAGAAGUAUGAGGACCAACCCCUGUACCAGUGUAGUCUUUGGGGUCCAACUUGUGAUGGGUUGGACUGCAUCAUCAAGGACUGUCGUCUUCCUCGUCUCACAACUGGAGAUUGGUUGGUGUUCAAAGACAUGGGUGCUUACACCAUGAGUGCUGCUUCAUGUUUCAACGGUAUGCCGAAACCAAAGUGCUACUAUUUCAUGAAGAACGUCGUCAUGGAGCUAUUAAACGAUGAUGCCCAUGACAUCGUCUGCUGCUCACUGGUAGCAAAUGUGGCCGCCACCACUCUCAUAUUGCAGCCUCCGCUUUCAUCCUCGCCAGUCAACUUGAUGGAUUAUAAUUUCUUGAAAGCAGGACACAAUGUUGACAGCCCACAAAUUGACCUGUCCAUGGUACCAUUAGAAAUUUAAUGUAGCCUAACUACGUUUUGGCUCGGUUUUUGGUGGGUUUACGACAUUUAUGAACUUAUAUGUUGAUGUUAGUUCAUAUUUCAUGUGACUUUUCUUUAUAUUAUUGUCAUCAGAAUUUUUAAAAAAGUAUGAGCGUGAGAAACUGAAGUGGAAAAUUUAUCUUUCUUUUUACCAUAUUUAUUAGCUGCUUUAUUUAUUUGAUCACCAAUAUGUGUACAACAAAAAAUUAUUGAUUGGGUCACAUUUUAUUUCUCACCAAUGGUUGUGAAUUAAUAAAUUAGUGUAAUUCUAUUUUGAUUUUAUUUCUUAAGAUCUGCGUUACUAAUUUAAAUAUGGUUUUAAUUCAAAAUUUUUAAAAGUUUUUGUAAAAGUUCUAUUUGACAAUUCCAGUUAUACAAGAUUUUUUAAACACAUUUUGGCGUAGUUAUCUGUAUGUCAUUAGUUUUUUCAGUCCAGUACCUAUGUUUUACUGCAUGCAUGCACCAAAUGUAAUGCCCUAGAAUCAUCAUCUCCCUCUGGUUUUUAAUGCGAUCACUGUUUUUACUGGUCCACCUUUUAAAGUUGACUAUUAAAAUUUAUUAUACGGGUGCUUAUUAAUCAUUAUUCUGAAUAUAAGCUAUUUAUUCUCAUUUGUUUAAAGGCGUACCAUUAAAAAUUGUUUCAUCUGUUUUAUUACAAAAACAUCCAUAUGAUUUUUCUUGUAGUACUUUACAUAUAAAUCAAUCUUAAUGUCAUGUUGAGCUGUAAUGCUACUUACCGAAAUCGCAUAAAGAGUGUAUUUCAGAUUCUGGUUCCCUCUUAGCCACAUUUGAAUAUUUGUUUGAAAGUAUAAAUAAUUAUAUGUGCAUUAUAUGUUAGGAAGAUUGAGAUUUUCAUGUGUGCAGUUAUAUGAAAAUGUCACUGCACUUUUUAUAUUCAAGUAUUUAUUUUUUUCAUGUUCCUCAAUUUAUCAACGAAGAUAAAAAUAAUAAAGUUAA
This is a messenger RNA of Helobdella robusta, 2747 nucleotides long. RefSeq lists its product as hypothetical. The record is from RefSeq and is a predicted model, not a curated record. The transcript is spliced from 12 exons. Gene Ontology annotation, molecular function: ornithine decarboxylase activity. The coding region runs from base 328 to 1770 and encodes 480 amino acids. Lineage: Eukaryota; Metazoa; Annelida; Clitellata; Rhynchobdellida; Glossiphoniidae. Gene Ontology annotation, cellular component: cytoplasm.